Caenorhabditis elegans is the source of this 774-nucleotide messenger RNA. RefSeq names its product ShKT domain-containing protein (gene F16H6.3). The record is from RefSeq and is marked reviewed. Lineage: Eukaryota; Metazoa; Nematoda; Chromadorea; Rhabditida; Rhabditidae. The transcript has 3 exons. The coding region runs from base 1 to 774 and encodes 257 amino acids.
AUGAAUUUUCUAACCAAUUUUCUCAUUUCCACACUAAUUUUGUGGAACGUCGUCGAAUGCCAACCUGCAAUCGGCGGUGAGCUCAACUGCACAAGAUACGACUCUGUUCUUGGAGAUUACGUCUACACGCCACAAGCAGUUGCCUGCGACAAUGUCCGCACGGAGACCUUCUGCCGUGUUCUGUUAGGUGUUGUACCUACCGCCGGAGGCAACGGGCUCCGUCCGGUCAGGUGCUGGACCAGGGGUCCAGCGCCGUAUCUUACUGAGCCAAUUAAUCCGGAUCUGGUUGUGGAUGGCAUGGCGACGUGCCCAAAAACUUGCGGAUUCUGUUGCAAGACCAGUGCGUAUAACUGUAGGAAUGCUGAUUUCCCCCGUCUCAACUGCGCCACAAUCCUACCUGCUCAGUGCAGAGAUCAACGCUGGCGAACGAUCAUCGCAGAGGACUGCCCGUCGGCUUGCGGGUUCUGUAAUCUCGGAGGUUGUGUGGACGCAAUUGCCGACUGUCCCGUCGACAUAUCCAUCUGUAACGCUGUUGGAAUGCAAGAUUUUGUGAAUAAAAACUGCCAACGGACAUGCUCCAGAUGCACGAAUGCUACUACGACUACUCAAGCGUCUUGUAGCAGCAGUGGCGGUAGCACCAGCACAUGCACCUCGUAUAACCCGGAUUCGAGUUCCUCGUGUGCUGCUUGGGCGGCAAAUGGCUUUUGUAUUAAUAUUAAUUAUACACAAGCACAAAAGAAAUCCUACUGUGCGAGGACUUGCAAAAUAUGUUGA